CGGAGGUGGGCGGACGAGCGGAGGCGAUGGGCGGAGGAGCGGAGGCGAUGGGCGGAGGGGCCGAGGAGCGGCGGGCGAGCGGAGGCGAUGGGCGGAGGAGCGGAGGCGAUGGGCGGAGGAGCGGAGGAGCGGAGGCGGGCGGAGGCGAUGGAAGGAGGAGCGGAGGCGGGCGGAGGCGAUCGAAGGAGCGGAGGCUAGCAGAGGAGCGGAGGAGGGCGGAGGCGAUGGGCGGAGGAGCGGACGACGGAGGCGAUGGGCGGAGGCACGGAGGAGAGGAGGCACGGAGGAGCGGAGGAGCGGAGGCGAUGGGUGGAGGAGCGGAGGCGUGCGGAGGGGCGGAGGCGGGCGGAGGGGCGGAGAUGGGCGAAGCAGCGGAGGCGAUGGGUGAAGGAGCGGAGGCGAUGGGUGGAGGAGUGGAGGAGCGAAGGCGGGCGGAGGCGAUCGGAAGAGCGAUGGGAGCAGCGGAGGUGAUGGGCGGAGGAGCGAAGGUGAUGGGCGGAGGAGCGGAGGCGAUUGGAGGAGCGGAGGGGGGCAAAGGCGAUGGGCGGAGGAGCGGAGGAGCGGAGGCGAUGGGCAGAGGCGUGGAGGAGAGGAGGCGCGGAGCAGCGGAGGCGGGCGAAGGCAAUCGGCGGAGGAGCGGAGGCGAUGGGCGGAGGAACGGAGGCGGGCGAAGGCAAUGGGCGGAGGAGCGGAGGCGAUGGGCGGAGGAGAGGAGGCGGGCGAAGGAGCGGAGGCGGGCGGAGGCAAUGGGCGAAGGAGCGGAGGCAGGCGGAGGAGCGGAGGCAGGCGGAGGAGCGGAGGCUAUGGGCGAAGAAGCGGAGGCGAUGGGAACGAAGGCGAUGAGAGAAGAGGAGGUGGGCGGAGGAGCGAUAAGAGGAGCGGAGGCGAUGGGCGGAGAAGAGGAGGCGAACGAAGGAGCGGAGGCAGGCGGAGGCGAUGGGCAGAGCGGAGGAGCGGAGGAGCGGAGGCGGGGGGAGGAGCAGAGGCGAUGGGCGAAGCGGAGAAGCCGAGGUGGGCGGAGGAGCGAAGGCGAGAGGCGGAGGUGGGUGGAGGAGCGAUGGGAGGAGCGGAGGCGAUGGGCGGCGGAGGACCGGAGGAGCGGAGGUGAUGGGCGGCGGAGGUUGGCGGAGCGGGCGGCGGAGGUUGGCAGAUGGGCGGCGGAGGUUGGCGGAGCGGGAGGCGAUGGGCGGCGGAGGUUGGCGGAGCGGGAGGCGAUGGACGACGGAGGUUGGCGGAGCGGGAGGCGAUGGGCGGCGGAGGUUGGCGGAGCGGGAGGCGAUGGGCGAGCGGGAGGUGGAGGUUGGCGGCGCGUGAGGGCAGCGGAGGUGGGCGGCGCGGGAGGGCAGAGGAGGUUGGCGGAGCGAGAGGCGAGUGGGCGGAGGCGAUGGGCGGCGGAGGUUGGCGGAGCGGGCGGCGAAGGUCGGCAGAGCGAGCGGCGGAGGUUGGCAGAGCGGGAGGGCGGCGGAGGUGGGCGGAGCGGGCAGCGAAGGUUGAGGUUGGCGGAGCGGGUGGAGGCGAUGGGCGGUGGAGGUUGGCGAAGCGGGAGGCGAAGGUUGGCGGAGCGGGCAGCGGAUGUGGGCGGAGCGGGCGAAGGUGGGCGGAGCGGGCGGGGGAGGUGGGCGGAGCAGGCAGCGAAGGUUGAGGUUGGCGGAGCGGGUGGAGGCGAUGGGCGGUGGAGGUUGGCGAAGCGGGAGGCGAAGGUUGGCGGAGCGGGCAGCGGAUGUGGGCGGAGCGGGCGAAGGUGGGCGGAGCGGGCGGUGGAGGUGGGCGGAGCAGGCAGCGAAGGUUGAGGUUGGCGGAGCGGGUGGAGGCGAUGGGCGGUGGAGGUUGGCGGAGCGGUCGACGGAGGUUAGCGGAGCGAGCAGCGGAGGUGG
Molecule: messenger RNA, 1874 nt
Organism: Chara braunii
Lineage: Eukaryota; Viridiplantae; Streptophyta; Charophyceae; Charales; Characeae
Source: the annotation of a GenBank genome assembly